UAAAAUAAGCAGUACUCUACUAAGUUUAAUUAGUAGAACAAGAAAAACUCUUCAUAUACAAUGAACCAGAUAACCAGAAACCAAGCAAACUCGACACCUCUAACCCCACUCACCUUCUUAGACAGAGCAGCUACUGUCUAUGGCAACUCCAUAUCAAUCAUAUACAACAGCACUUCAUUCACAUGGUUUCAAACCCAUAAACGAUGUCUUCAACUUGCUUCAUCACUUUCUUCCCUCGGCAUCGUAAAAGGCGACGUCGUCUCCGUCCUCUCUCCCAACACUCCGGCCAUGUACGAGCUACAAUUCUCCGUUCCAAUGUCCGGCGCCAUUCUCAACAACCUCAGCUUCCGACUUGACUACAAAACCCUCUCCGCGCUGCUCAUCCACAGUGAAUCGAAACUCAUCUUUGUUGACAUUCUCUCCCUUUCUCUUGCCCUCAACGCUCUUUCCUUAUUCCCCAAAAACACUCCAAGCCCUAAGCUCGUCCUCAUCAUGGAUGAAACGUUAUUGCCGGACCAGAUUCCAUCACUUCCAAAAAACAUAAACAUUAUGAACACCUACGACUACGAGAGUCUUGUAGCAAAGGGUGAUCCAAAUUUCAAAUGGAUCCGUCCCGACACCGAGUGGGAUCCAAUUACGCUGAACUACACCUCCGGAACAACGUCGUCUCCAAAAGGUGUUGUGCAUUGUCACAGAGCAACGUUCAUUGUUUCACUUGAUUCUCUCAUUGAUUGGUCGGUACCGGUUCAACCAGUUUUCUUGUGGACGUUGCAAAUGUUUCAUUCUAACGGAUGGAGCUAUCCGUGGGGAAUGGCUGCCGUCGGAGGAACGAAUAUCUGCACACGUAGGACAGACGCGCCAUCGAUCUACAAUCUGAUUGAAUCUCAUGGUGUAACACACAUGUGUGCUGCACCAGUUGUGCUUAACAUGCUGUCAAAUUUCAACAAAAAUGAACAGUUAAAAAAACCGGUUCAUGUUUUGACCGGAGGGUCGUCGCCACCAGCAGCGAUUCUCAUACGAGCGGAGAAUUUAGGGUUUGAGGUUAGUCAUGGUUAUGGAAUGACGGAGGUGAUUGGUGUGAUUGUUUCAUGUGCUUGGAAAAGGGAAUGGGAUAGGUUUCCGGCGACGGGGAAGGCGAGGAUGAAGGCGAGGCAAGGUGUGAGAAGGGUGGGUGUGACGGAGGUUGAUGUGGUGGGACCCACCGGAGAAAGUGUGAAGCACGAUGGUAUAACGGCUGGUGAGAUAGUUGUAAAAGGUGCUUGUGUUAUGUUAGGUUACUUAAAAGAUGAGAAUGCCACGUUGCAGUGUAUGAAAAAGAAUGGUUGGUUUUAUACAGGUGAUGUUGCGGUUAUGCAUGAGGAUGGGUAUUUGGAGAUUAAGGAUAGGUUAAAAGAUGUGAUAAUAAGUGGUGGGGAGAAUAUGAGUAGUGUGGAAGUUGAGGGUGUUUUGUACAUGCAUCCCGCGGUUAAGGAGGCGGCGGUGGUGGCUAGGCCGGAUGAUUUUUGGGGAGAGACGCCGUGUGCGUUUGUGAGUUUGAAGGAUGAAUUGAAUGAAAACGAUAUUCCAACUGACAUGGAGAUUAAGAAGUUUUGUAGGGAGGAGUUGCCACAUUUUAUGACGCCUAAAACAAUUGUGAUCAUGAAGGAAUUGCCAAAGACUUCAACCGGAAAGGUUAAAAAACAUGUGCUUAGAAAGGUUGCUAAGGAGAUGGGAUCAACGUCCUUGCCACCGUCGCAGCCACCAUCACAUCGUCUUAUUAGUCGUAUUUAAUUGUGCAAUUACUAGGCUUUUUUUUCAAUUAAUGUUUUCUUUAUAAAUAGUGAGAUUUAAAAUGUCAUUUCCGGAAUAAGAAAAUUAUGUCCAGGUCUCUAAAAUAUCAUAUAAAGGUUUUCGACAUUUUGAGAUUUUUAAUAAUAUUCUCU
Medicago truncatula (barrel medic) is the source of this 1922-nucleotide messenger RNA. Its product is annotated as probable acyl-activating enzyme 5, peroxisomal. The transcript has a single exon. The coding region runs from base 61 to 1770 and encodes 569 amino acids. NCBI's taxonomy places the organism in Eukaryota, Viridiplantae, Streptophyta, Magnoliopsida, Fabales, Fabaceae. The record is from RefSeq and is a predicted model, not a curated record.